UCUCCAUGUGUCCGGCUGGCUGAAGCAGGCUAAAAUUGGUCUGAGACAGCCUCUUUUUUUAGCCCGCAUGGUUUCACCCACUGUCCUGUCCUGGCUGCAUACGUGGGUCUGUGAGAAGCAUGCUUCAGCUGGACUGGAUGGACGCAGGACUUUGUAGACUAUAAGGACUGAGCGGAUUCUCACUACAGAUAAGAAACACUAGAUUGCGCAAAGUGUGAUUGCGCAUUUUCCGUGUAAAGCCCCGGUGUCAAGUUGUGAGAGUGACCGACCUGUGAAGCCUGGUUUUCGGGGGAGACACGCUGCAAUGGACCGCACACCUGCUACACUAGAACACUAUAAGGCAGCCAUGUUGCUGAGUGGUGUCGGAGAUGCUCUGGGCUACAGGAACCAGCUGUGGGAGUACAACGAGUCAGGACCCACUAUUCAUCAGGAGCUGAAGGAACUAGGCGGUCUGAAGAACAUCAAGGUCGAGCUUCCAGACUGGCCGGUGAGCGAUGACACAGUUCUGCAUCUGGCAACGGCUGAAGGACUAGCAACCGGGAAGAUAGGGGAGGAUCUUCUGCAUGAGGUGGCAUCUCGCUAUGUCGAAGGGAUGAAAGACAUGGAGGGCAGGAAACCAGGGCCUUCAAGCAUCUUGGGAGUGUCCCAGCUGAGGCCUGGGGAGGAAGGAGGCUUCAGAGUCCCCUAUAAUCCUGAGGGGACAGGCUGUGGAGCGGCCAUGAGAUCCAUGUGCAUCGGCCUCAGGUAUCCAAAACCUGACCAGCUGCUGUCGUUAGUGGCAGUUGCCGUGGAGACAGGCAGGAUGACCCAUCCUCACCCCACAGGUUUCUUGGGAGCUGUGGCUUCAGCCCUUUUCACUGCGUACGCCGUCCAGCGCAGGCCAAUCACGACCUGGGGUCUAGGCCUGAUCAACGAAGCCUGUCCAAUAGCAAAGAGCUUUGUUCAGGGUCGAGGCUUCGCCGUGGAGGAGACGGAGAGAGACUGGAACUACUUCUGCGAGAAGUGGCAGUGGUACCUGGAUCAGAGGGGCAUCUCUAACGGGGUGGGGCCUGCGCUUUGGCCCGCCUCCUACGGCCCGGCUGAGAGAGACGACGCCUACAAGAGCUUCAGCCUGUCCGGGUGGGCGGGACGCAGCGGCCAUGACGCUCCAAUGAUAGCGCUGGACGCCCUGUUGGGGGCGGGGUCAGACUGGGAGGAGCUAAUGAGCAGGGCAGGCUUUCAUGGCGGCGACAGUGACAGUACUGCAGUGAUCGCCUGCUGCUGCUGGGGUCUCCUCUACGGCACACAGGGGGUCCCUGAAGGAAACUACACCAACCUGGAGUACCGGGACCGACUGGAGCAGAGCGCAGAGAAACUGUACGCCCUGUCACACUGAGGCGACUGUCACAGCCUGCUAACGCUGAUCAAGUUUGUCCCAAUGUGUUGCAGUGAAGGAAAACUAGGCCACACACUGUGGCACACUGACGUCGAACUAGUCAGUGCUUCAGUAGUACAUUGAUCUAGAAUGCUGUCACUGAGCCACGAUCUGUGGUAUCACACUUGCCUUUAGGGGAGGCAGCGUGUCCCACUAACCCAGAGAGGACUCAUUUCUGCUGCAACAUGCACUGUGUACAGGCUCAUGUGUUUGGCACUGAGGCUGCUGUAUCAUGAGGGGUCCCCCUAGUGACGAUUUUCAAUUGGCAUGCAGGGUUGUACAAUACGCAGAACAAAUUGAAGCUAAUGAGAAUAUGAAGAGAAUACAAAAAGUCCCUUGGCCAGUAAUUACUUCAUUUUGUCAGCCUGACCUAGUAGCAAAUGCUUAGCAAGCUUCAAAUUAAAUGUGCUGAUUAUAAUUUAAUGAAAACUAAAUGGCUCACUAUAGUUGUUACUAGAAGUGCAAUCAUGUAACACUGAAUCUCCAGACAAGUACAGUUAACAAUACAGUGAAAUAAACAAUGUUUUGUAGUUGA
This is a messenger RNA of Sphaeramia orbicularis (orbiculate cardinalfish), 1949 nucleotides long. RefSeq names its product ADP-ribosylarginine hydrolase (gene adprh). Gene Ontology annotation, biological process: protein de-ADP-ribosylation. The transcript has 8 exons. Gene Ontology annotation, molecular function: magnesium ion binding; ADP-ribosylarginine-[protein] hydrolase activity. NCBI's taxonomy places the organism in Eukaryota, Metazoa, Chordata, Actinopteri, Kurtiformes, Apogonidae. The record is from RefSeq and is a predicted model, not a curated record. The coding region runs from base 305 to 1375 and encodes 356 amino acids.